CAUGACAUGACAGCUUUAAUAAUCCGUGAAUCAUUACAUUUUAAAGCACAACAAACAUCACAUAAUUUAUCAACUGUGCUACAAUGCACAUUAGAACGAGGAGCUAUGCGUCCGCGUUAUAUCCUUAGGAUAGCCUAAUUUCAGUUACUGUAGUACCAUAUUAAGGCCGAAAAAUUGAAAAAAAGAGAUUCAAUUCACAAAUAUUUACUGACUUUUGAAAAAGUUAAUUGGGCAAAUUUAUUUUAUUUUCUUAGCUUUCUGUGACGUAAGUGUGCUCCAUGAUGAGUAUCACUGUUCUGUUCCUCAGUGAGCUCAUGUGAAGCUCUCAUUACCAUUUCAGAGAUAAACGGUGCAUAAAUACAUUUGGGGUCACUUCUGCAUUAUGAAUAAGCAAAUUUAUGAGAAUGUUUUUCACAAAGCCAAAAACCUAUGACGCACGUUGUCAGGUCGAAGACAUGUGCGAGUCCCAUGACAGUGAAAGAAUUGUUCGCGAAAACCGAACAAUGAGGGGGUCUAUUAUCCUGUUAAAAACAAGUGGACACUUCUUCGGUCAUCAAAUUAAUCAUUCGUCCAAUCAUUAGACUUAUGAUUUUGAUAAAUCUUCUGAUCUAGCACACAGUUUCAGUUCAACAAAUGUCAUUCUUUUAAGCGGUAGAAAAUUAACCUCACUUUUUUGCCAAAAUGUAUGAAAAAUCUCAUCCAACAACCGAGAACGUCUUAACCGUAUUUAUUCUUUCAUAGAUACAAACACUAGUAACUAAACAUUCUUGAACUGUAAUGGGACUUUGAUCUGGCUUAAUUUUCAACAUUAUUUGUCAUUGUUUUGGGGUAAAAGGGAUAGAAUUUAAGAAAAUCAUAAAACAUUUUAUAGGAUGAAGAAGAAAACUGAUAAACCUUCCUGUAUUGGCCUACCGUUUCAAAUUUUAAUGUGUCAAUUGUUUUCUUUCAAUAAUUCUUAUAAUCAUCCCCUGGAAUAUAUAUUUUCAUCGCUGACGAGAAAGAAUUGUAGUUUGUUGCAUAACUAAUGUAGGCCGUUUUAAAAUUCAUGGGAAAAUCUCAUUGUCUUUAUAAUUAUAAAGAUUACAAAUGAUUACGUUCUGUUUUACUCCAUGUCCAUCUUAUACUCAUUUCUUGCGAAGGGCUGAGUUAUACACAGAAUCUGGCCCUGUUACAACACAGCCAGUAGCUUGUUUGUGUUUUCAUUGUUUCAAUCUCGCGACUUCUGGGCAAACGCAUACUCUGAAUUAUAGAUUUACAUCAGAGUGUAACUUUCCGCGAACAUGUCAAAACCAACAAAGCAACUGAACUUAACAAGACACACUAGACGAAGCUGUCACGUACGAACAACCUACUAGUCCUGAACAAUUCACAAUUUCCCUGCUGUGCAUAAAAUUAAAUUCUUCCUUUCAGUAGACCUACUAUAGAAUUAUCAAAAUAAAACUAGUAGGAGCAAAAAUGAUCACAAUUUGAUUAAUGUAUAUAUAAGUCGAUCAAGCACCUUAUAAAAGCUUAACAAGAAAAACCUGCCUUGAAAUUAUCCAGCUGUCAUUAGCGACUCAGGUAUUUUCUUUUAUCGGUUACUGACUGUCGGUUAUAACAUAAGCAAACAGAAUCACUUUAUAACAUUCGGAAAUCUUGACUAGAAGAGAUUAAAUCGUUAUAUGCAAUAGUUUAAGCAAAACAAUUUCUCGAGCGUCAUGGUACAAACUUCUUGGAGAACGACCAACAUUUCAUCUAUAAAUCUGAUGUAUUACGUUUCCAAAUAUUUCGGGUUGGUGGUAUUUAGAUGGAAUCGGGAUUUCCCUGUCCUCGAAAGAUUCACCAUUUCAAUAAAACUCAUCGUUGCACACAUUUCUCUAAUUGUAUCUCUCAUAUUCAUAGAUUUACAUCGUUUCGAGUCUGAAGUCUCUUCUGCUUUAGAUAUUAUGAUUGCAGUUUCUAAACCUGUCUCUCACACUAUAGUGGUCACAAUUUGUUUCUGUCACCAAACAAAUAUAUGCGACAUAACAAAGAAUCUAGUGCACUGGAAUUAUCUGUUGGUAGGCUUGAAAGAAUCUGUAUGCACCAAAAUUCGUGUUGUUAUUCCUCAACUGUUAUUGGGAAUCGCACUAAUAAUUUUCUCAGAUAUGUCUGAAUGGUUUUAUGUAGAAAGAUGUUCAAUCUAUUUCCCACGUAAUGCAAUAUACACCAUCAUUGAUUUAUCGAUGUAUGUUGUAGAAUUGCAAUUCAUCAACUUCGUUCUUCACUUGCAACAGUACUUUGCAGGCGUCAACACACAUCUGGCGAACGGUUGCUUCACAGCUAAACGUAUUAUGGAGUUCAACUAUAUUUAUAAGCCACCUAAAUUGAAAACAGUAGAAUACUUACAUUCGUUUUAUGACUCUUUAUGUGAUGUCGCCGAAUCAUUAAAUUGUAUAUACUCCCCUAUCAUACUCCUAGACAUCGGCCUUAGUUUCUUUCGCUCCACACAGAAAUUAUAUCGUAUUGUUUUCUCAAAUUUUGUCAAAGACUCUGGUACUCUCUAUCCCCACAUGUUAGUGAACAGAUGUUUUCACUGGAUAAAAUUCAUCUUUCUCAUCUACGCUUGCAGUUCGUGCAUCAAAAGUGUAAGUGAUACAUGAGAUUGUACGUUUUGUGUUUGGCGUAGUUAAUUAAGUAUAUAUAUAUAUAUAUAUAUAUAUAUAUAUAUAUAUAUAUAUAAGCACCACCUAUGUUCAAUUUACGAGUUAUCAAAUCCAGCUGUUUGUAGUGCGGCAAGGAUGAAUAAACGCAACAUUUAACUAUUUACAUUUUGUUGUUGGUUGAAUUACGUUUCGAUUUAAGGUAAGUUAUUGUAUAUAUAACAGUUUGGAAAUGAGAAGGAGAUGGCCCUGAAUAAAUUGUGUUAGCAAAGUAGGUUCUUGGACCAAUAUACCAAGAUGAUACUACGUGCGUAUGUAAAGGUAUACGACGAUGUUUUGAUCAUAUAUCAAAAUAUUUUUCUCUCACGCGAAUGUCUAAAGUAGUAAAUGAAGAAAGAGUCCCAAAAAGGCAACGAAUUCCAUCACCGAGUUGUUGAUUCGAAUCUUCACAGUUCUGAAAACACGCAAACAAGUCAUUCCCUGAAUCCCACCUCUGGUCCUGUUUCAGGCUAACCGCACUGCAGUCGUUGUACACAGACUGCUGAGCAAGGCUAAGGAUCAUGACGUCAGACAGGAGCUUGAACUGUUCUCACUACAGUUACUGCAUCGGAAAGUCCAGUUCACGGCCUGUGGAUUCUUUCCGCUCGAUUUCACCCUGCUAUACGCUGUGAGUUACAUCUGUUUUGUGAAGAGAUUGUGUUCACUUCAUACAAGUAGCUUAAUAAGGAAUCAGAUAUGGAUCGACUAUCGACUUACAGUUAAUAUCUUCUAAUUUGGAUAAGUACGGUAAAUUUUUUUAAAGAUGUAGAAAUUUUUUAUCAAGUACGUAAAUCAUCAACUUGGAGAAUUAGAAAUUUUACAUUUACUUUCGUUAAUAAUAGUUAUUCUUUUUCAGAUCGUUGGUGCAGUGACCACGUAUUUAGUCAUUCUCAUUCAGUUCCAACUCACCUUUUCUGAACAACGCAAAUGAACUUUUGGAAAAUCAACAAUGUUUUAGUAGUUCCCAAUCACAAUCUUGUACGACAGGCAAUUGUUCUCGCUCGUAAGGCAGUUUGGGUUAUUUAAAAACGACCGCCGAACUCACGAGAAAAAAGAGUUUAAAAUUACAUCUUACAACGACUGAACACAAUAUUAUGGAUGUUACAUCGCAAGACAUAAACGUGAUAUUAUUAAUUAUUAAUCCGUAAAUGAUAUCCUAAAUUCUGAUCGAUUGUGCUUUAAACACAAUCCCGAAUGACCUCAUUCAACUUUCCAAAACCCACUUGUAAG
Zootermopsis nevadensis is the source of this 3890-nucleotide messenger RNA. Lineage: Eukaryota; Metazoa; Arthropoda; Insecta; Blattodea; Termopsidae. The record is from RefSeq and is a predicted model, not a curated record.